Messenger RNA from Clarias gariepinus (North African catfish), 1760 nucleotides. It is a transcript of the gene eci2, whose product is annotated as enoyl-CoA delta isomerase 2. Gene Ontology annotation, molecular function: fatty-acyl-CoA binding. NCBI's taxonomy places the organism in Eukaryota, Metazoa, Chordata, Actinopteri, Siluriformes, Clariidae. The transcript is spliced from 11 exons. The coding region runs from base 280 to 1356 and encodes 358 amino acids. The record is from RefSeq and is a predicted model, not a curated record.
GUGGUUUAGUAGGUGACACAGGGUAUCUCCGGGGUUUGGACAGUGCCGGUUGUGAACUUUGUAUUUGUGUACUUUUACACUUGCCAUGAUCCGUGUUUUGUCGAGUCGAUUUUUUAGAUUUUCCAGGUUCCCAUCAACCUCACAUACCUUGGAUUGGUGAAGGUCCCAGGUUCGAACCCCGGUUCCACUAUUGUUGGGCUAUUGAGCAAGGACCUUAACCUUCAGCUGCUUAGAUAUAAAAUAAUUCCUGGUCUUCAGCUACACACUACUGGUAGAUCGAUGGUGGCUUCAGUGGACGACUUUAACAAGGCCAAGGGUCAACUUGGGACACUAAAGAAUGACCCUGGCAAUGAGGUCAAACUCAAGAUCUAUGCCCUGUUUAAACAGGCCACACAGGGACCUUGUAACACCCCGAAACCAGGAAUGCUGGACUUUGUGAACAAGGCAAAGUGGGACGCCUGGAAGUCUCUAGGUGUUUUGUCACAGGAGGACGCCAGGCAGCAGUAUGUGGACCUCAUCUCGUCUCUGGUGGACGCUGAGGGACCUCCAGUAGCAGCAGCUUCACCCACAGGAAGUGAAAAGUCCUUCCAGACGCUGCUGGUCACGACAGAAGACGGCAUUACCACCAUCCGACUGAACAGACCACAGAAGAAGAACGCCAUCACUGUGGAGAUGUAUAAUGAGCUGAUUGAGGCUCUGGAUCUUGCUGGGAAAAACGACUCGGUCAUUACAGUCCUCACAGGCAGUGGUGAUUUCUACUGUAGUGGCAAUGAUCUGAACAACUUCACCAAAAUCCCAGAGGGUGGAGCUGAGAAGAUGGCUAAGGAUGCUGGUGUACUCCUCAGGCGGUACGUGAAAGCCUACAUUGACUUCCCGAAGCCUCUGAUUGCGGUUGUAAAUGGUCCGGCUGUGGGAGUCUCCGUCACAGUCCUUGGCCUCUUUGACAUCGUCUACGCUACAGAACGUGCGACAUUUCACACCCCUUUUAGCAAUCUGGGACAGAGUCCUGAGGGAUGCUCAUCAUACACUUUCCCUAAAAUAAUGGGAGCUGCAAAGGCCAGUGAGAUGCUCUUGUUUAAUAAGAAGCUUACGGCCACACAGGCAUGUGAACUGGGUCUAGUGACUGAAGUUUUUCCUGACAGCACAUUUCAGUCUGAGGUCUGGACCAGGCUAAAGGCCUACUCUAAACUGCCUCCAAAUUCUCUGGCUCUGUCCAAGCAGCUGAUCCGUCAGGUGGAGAAGGACAAACUCCACGCUGUGAACGAUGCCGAGGUGGAGAGACUAGUAGAGCGCUGGCUCUCUGAUGAGUGCAUGCAGGCCAUCAUGAGCUUCUUUACAAGCAAGGCCAAACUGUAAUGAGAACAGAUUCUUUCAUCUGGAGAUUAUAGUAUAAAGUAAUUUACUACUACAGUGAAAUAUGCUGAUCAUGAAAUUUCACUAUAAAUCUGUUGGCUUUAACAGGGAACUAAUAUUUACUCAGUUAUGCAUCAGUAAAGCAUAAAGAAGGUAACAGAUUUUUCCAGUGAUUGCUUCCAAGAAGAACUAUAACAGACAGUAAUGAGUGAAAUACGUCUAACAUGGUGCUUAUGUUCAUUCAUUGUUAUCAUUACGUGUUUUUUUCCCCCACACUAGGGGAAAAACUAAUAAUCAGGUUGCAAACAUCACAUCUUUUUAACAUGCACUUAUGUUUUAGUGUGAUCUGGCUUGUUUUUAUAUGGCCAGUGCUUUAGUAAACUGAUUCUCACACACUCAUUUCAGUU